UUUCAUUGAAGAACAGUUCGGCCACGCAUUCGGUAACAAGCUCACAGACAAAAGGAUUCGACUAUUCGGUAUCAGUACACCUAAGAUACAUCAUCAAACGCCCUAUCCUUCGAGAUCGUAAAAUGGACGCACCGACUAUUCAACCUAAAUUUCUCUCGAAGCCGAACGAGCUGGGCCUCGUUGCGGUAGGCUUCAGCGGCGGACAAUGCAAACCAGGAACCGACGCGGCGCCCAUGGCCCUGAUAGAAUCAGGCCUGGUCGACCAACUCUCCGAUGAACUCGAAUACGAUAUCAAGUACGAUGGCAAGGUGCAUGCAUAUGGCGAGCUCAUGCCAGACGACGACCCAGAUUACCGCAAUAUGAAGAAGCCAAGAGCGGUUAGCGCAGUCACGAAGAAGUUGAGCACACAAGUCUACGACCACGCACGAGACGGUCGCUUCGUCCUCACCUUGGGCGGAGACCACAGCAUCGCUAUUGGCACCAUCUCAGGCACUGCCAGAGCCAUGCGAGAGCGACUAGGACGCGACAUCGCUGUGAUCUGGGUGGAUGCGCAUGCGGAUAUCAAUACUCCAGAGACAAGCGAUUCAGGAAACAUUCAUGGCAUGCCCGUCGCCUUCCUCACAGGCCUCGCAUCAGAAAAGCCGGAUCAGCCAUUCGGCUGGCUCAAGGAAGACCAGCUCAUUUCCUGCUCCAAGCUCGUCUACAUCGGUCUAAGAGAUGUGGACCGACCUGAGAAGAAGAUCCUGCGCGACAACAACAUCAAGGCUUUCUCCAUGCACGACAUCGACCGCUAUGGCAUCGGCAAAGUUAUGGACAUGGCUCUCGGUUGGAUUGGACGAGACACACCUAUCCAUCUCUCGUUCGACAUUGACGCACUUGAUCCAAUGUGGGCUCCUUCAACCGGCACUGCCGUUCGUGGUGGCUUGACGCUGCGAGAAGGCGACUUCAUUGCAGAGUCUGUGCAUGAGACGGGCAACUUGAUCGCGCUGGAUCUGGUGGAGGUCAACCCAAGCCUCGAGGAGGAUGGAGCAGAGCAGACUGUGAGGGCGGGAGUCAGCAUUGUGAGGUGUGCGCUGGGUGACACACUUCUCUGAGGGAGACAUUGGUGAUUCUGCCAGAUGCGAUGCGAUACUUCCCGAGUCUUGUAUAAGGGUUCGUUGAAGGAAUUUAUACUACCUACCUAGUAGACGCUCACGCGAACGACGAAAUAGACAUUGAUUGUGCUUUAAUGAAAUGACCCUGUGCAAUGU
Messenger RNA from Pseudocercospora fijiensis CIRAD86, 1250 nucleotides. RefSeq lists its product as uncharacterized. Gene Ontology annotation, molecular function: manganese ion binding; arginase activity. Gene Ontology annotation, cellular component: cytoplasm; nucleus; cytosol. The record is from RefSeq and is a predicted model, not a curated record. The transcript is spliced from 2 exons. Bases 123 to 1094 code for a protein of 323 amino acids. NCBI's taxonomy places the organism in Eukaryota, Fungi, Ascomycota, Dothideomycetes, Mycosphaerellales, Mycosphaerellaceae.